This is a messenger RNA of Saccostrea echinata, 987 nucleotides long. Its product is annotated as ragulator complex protein LAMTOR3-A-like. The record is from RefSeq and is a predicted model, not a curated record. Gene Ontology annotation, biological process: positive regulation of TOR signaling; cellular response to amino acid stimulus. The transcript is spliced from 6 exons. Lineage: Eukaryota; Metazoa; Mollusca; Bivalvia; Ostreida; Ostreidae. Bases 40 to 411 code for a protein of 123 amino acids. Gene Ontology annotation, cellular component: Ragulator complex.
GUUAACGCACGACUGCUGAGAAUCGACUACACCCAAAUUAUGGAAGAAGCGAAAAAUUAUCUCUCAAAAUUGAGCAGCACGGUGGAUGGACUGCUCGCAAUUGUGAUCACUGAUCGAGAUGGCAUCCCAUUGUUAAAAGUUGCGAUGGACCAAGUCCCAGAGCAAGCACUGCGGCACAGUUUUUUGAGUACAUUUGGAACAGCCACAGAACAAGCUAAUAAACUAGGACUCAAGCAGAGCAAAUCUGUUAUAUCCAUGUUUAAAAAUUAUCAGGUUGUACAAAUUAACAAAUAUCCACUAAUUGUAACAUUUAUAGCAGAAAGUGAUGCAAACACAGGCUUGCUUCUUAAUUUGGAAACAGACAUGCGAGAUUUACUGAAUGAUCUCCAAAGAGUUGUACCAACUUCCUAGACACAUCGUAACUACACGGAAUGGACUAGGGCAAAAAGUGCAAUUUUUGUAAACGUCUUUGUUUGCUAUUGGACAGUCUCCUUGAUAAUGAAGGAUACGAUGCAACAACUAUAUAUAACAUGACAACUUGAUAAACAUGAACAAUAUUUGUCUAGUGUCUCUAUAUUGGUGCUUGUGAUUAGGAAGGCUUGCUCUAGUAUUAUCUGAAAAUAUCUUUUUUCCUUUCAGAUGAGAGAUGAAUUGAUUCUAGACAUAUUUUUAAUUAAUUAGAUCAUCUUGCCACUCCUGGACUAUGUGAGGUAGAAACAUGGCCAUUCCUUAAUUCCUGGAGAAAAUGUUAAUAUUGUUAUGAUUUAUCUUAUUUAUGUGUGUAGGAAAGAAUGAGGUUCCAGGCCUUGUGACAGAAUUUUUAGGUUAUAUUCAGUGGGUAAACACUAUAAGUAAAGAUUAGAGUCAAGCUUGAUUGAAGAAAGAGUGAUCAAAUGUGAUUAAAGCAAAGUAGGAAUUAAUUGUAUUAAUUGUAUUUGAAGAUUUUUUUCAUACUAAAGUGCAUAAGAAUACUAAUUAUUUGCCAUA